Erpetoichthys calabaricus (reedfish) is the source of this 7630-nucleotide messenger RNA. RefSeq names its product zinc finger protein 665-like. Bases 146 to 3007 code for a protein of 953 amino acids. NCBI's taxonomy places the organism in Eukaryota, Metazoa, Chordata, Cladistia, Polypteriformes, Polypteridae. The record is from RefSeq and is a predicted model, not a curated record. Gene Ontology annotation, biological process: regulation of transcription by RNA polymerase II. Gene Ontology annotation, molecular function: RNA polymerase II cis-regulatory region sequence-specific DNA binding; DNA-binding transcription factor activity. The transcript is spliced from 5 exons.
CGUCCACUGAAGCCUCGCAACCGCCUCGCAUUCUGCUGAACACAAAAUAAGAAAAGCUGCUGUCUGAGUGAGGCAGGAGUGCGAACGAGUUUAGAAAGAACAUCCCAGAUAGAAAGAGGAGAGAGACGAGACGCAUGAGGCUUACAUGGCUAUCAUGGAGAAAGGAAAUGUAAAUAUUAAAGAAGAGUGUGAAUGGGAGUAUGUCCAUCCUAAACAGGAGAGUCUGGGCAUUAAGGAUGAGGACUGUGAAGUGGGCUCAGUGGGCAUUAAAGAAGAGGCUGAAGAGAAGUCUGUCAGCCUUGAGACACACAAACACAAAAGUGUGGGGAGCAUCAAGGAAGAUGACCUUCAUUAUGGGUGUCAAGAUGGAACUGUGACUGGGUUGGGCUCUUCUCGAAGCAGGCGUUGUUUUACUCCGGAGCGGUCUAUCAAUGUGAAGUCUGAAUCAUUGCAGUCUGACACACAGAGGACUGGGGAAAUGUCAUCUGUUGGAACUCAGAAAGAUCAACCACCACCUACAAAGAAGUCUGGAGCAAGAGGCAGCCCUUACUGCUGCUCUGAGUGUGGCAAACAAUUCUGCGGCAAGAGAACUCUUCAGAAUCAUAAAAGAAUUCACACCGGAGAGAAACCAUAUUGCUGCUCUGAAUGUGGCAAACGAUUCCUCCUGAGGAGUACUCUUCACAACCAUAAAAGAAUUCACACUGGAGAGAAGCCGUAUUGUUGCUCUGAAUGUGGGAAACGAUUCCGUCAGAGGAGUACUCUUCAGAGCCACAUUAGAAGUCACACAGGGGAGAAGCCAUAUUGCUGUGGGGAAUGUGGUAAACAAUUCUGUCACAGCAGUCAUUAUUGGGCACAUGCUAGAAUUCACACUGGAGAGAAGCCAUAUUGUUGUAAUGAAUGUGGCAAACAAUUCUCUGACAGGAGUAGUCUUCAGAGACACAAAAAAAUUCACACUGGAGAGAAGCCGUUUUCCUGCUCUGAAUGUGACAAACGAUUCUGUUUCAAGACAAAUCUUCAGAUCCACAUUCGAACUCACACUGGAGAGAAGCCCUAUUGCUGUUUAGAAUGUGGCAAAGAGUUUUCACAAAGUAGCACCCUUCAGAGCCACAAAACCAUUCACACUGGAGGUAAGCCAUUUUGCUGUCCUGAUUGUGACAAACAAUUUGCGUGUAUCGCCAGUCUGAAGAGACACUCAACAGUUCAUACAGGAGAGAAGCCAUUUUGCUGUUCUGAUUGUGGCAAGCAGUUUUCAAGAAGUAGCGUUCUUCAGAGCCACCGAAGAAUUCACACAGGAGAAAAACCAUAUUGCUGUUUGGAAUGUGGCAAACAAUUUGCGCAUGUUAAUACUCUGAGAAGACACUCUACAGUUCACACUGGAGAGAAGCCAUACUUCUGUUUGGAAUGUGGGAAACAGUUUUCACGAAACAGCAUUCUUCAGAGCCACAGAAGGAUUCACACAGGUGAGAAGCCAUACAGCUGUAUGGAAUGUGGCAAAGAAUUUUCACAGUUGGGCAGCCUUAAGAGACACUCUACAAUUCACAAGAGAGAAAAACAGGAAGCCCCAAAAGACAACAAAGAAGAAGCUGCCAUUUCUUGUUACUCUCAGAUGGAAGUGACAGAGGAGACGUGCCUGAUGGAUAUGGCUGAAAUGGAGGAAAGGACUGUUAACAUUAAGGAGGAGAAGGAUAACUGUGAAUGGGAGUAUGUGCACCAUAAACAGGAGGGUGUGUACAUUAAAGAUGAGGAUUGUGAACAGGUUAUAGUGGGAUUUAAGGGAGAGACUGAGGAGAGUCCCAUCACCACUGGUCUACUGCAUGAUAAAGUAAUAGACCAGGUCAAGGAAGAAGACAUUCAGUCAGAGUCCAUCUGUCAGUCUGAGUGUCAAAAUGGAGGUGUAACAGGAUUAGCCUCCCCUCGGAGGAGAAGCUGUAAUGUUCGGAAGCACCCUGUCCGUGUGAAGUCUGCUAUAUAUUCAGAUGCAAAGGCCACUGAGGAAAUUUCGAGGAGAACACUGGAAGAUCAUUCGUCAUCUACAGAUCAAUCUGAAGAAGCUUUACAAGAAAAUGGCGGCUUUAUCUUACCCUCAUCGCCUCAGACAUCUCUUCAGCACAGAUCACAACAGAAAAAAAAUUAUGAAAAUAUGAAGAAACUGACAUCCGAAUCAGAGAGUGUGAUACCAGCCUCUUUGCAGGAUGAUUCUCUGACGCUGAUGAAACUAACAACCGCUCAACUUCAUAUGCACAGUAGAGACUCGGUCACUGUCCACCAGGAGCAAAUGAAAAAGCUGAAAAGCAAAUCUAAAUCCAGAGAUGGUAGUCUGAGUCAAACACAACAGAAGAUCUUUGAGUGCUCUGAAUGUGGUAAACAAUUCACACGAAUGGGCAAUCUCCAGGUCCAUGCCAGAGUUCACACUGGAGAGAAGCCAUAUUGUUGUUUUGAAUGUGGAAAAGGAUUCACCUGCAAGAGCAGCCUUAACAAACACAGAAGAAUUCACAUGGGAGAGAAGUCAUAUUGCUGUUCUGAAUGUGGUAAAGGUUUUACCUGCACUAGCAGCCUCAAGGAGCACAGAAGAACUCAUACGGGAGAGAAGCCAUAUUGCUGUUCUGAAUGUGGCAAGCGAUUCACACAAAUGAGUAAUCUUCAGGUCCAUAUGAGAAUUCACACUGGAGAGAAGCCAUAUUGUUGUUCUGAAUGUGGUAAACGAUUUUCACAAAAAAGUGCUCUUCAGGCCCACACAAGAAUUCACACUGGAGAAAAGCCAUAUUGUUGUUUUGAGUGUGGCAAGGGAUUCACCUGCAAGAACAGCCUUAGUAAACACAGAAUAAUUCACACAGGAGAGAAGCCAUAUUGUUGUUCUGAAUGUGGCAAACAGUUCACUAGCAGCCAUGGCCUUCUGUACCAUAAAAGACUUCACACUGGAGAGAGGCCAUAUUCUUGUUCAGAAUGUGGUAAAGGAUUUCCUUGUACUAGUAGACUUCAAGAGCACAGAAGAACUCAUACUGGUUAACUGUAAACAUAUGAUAAUGCAGAAACCUGAGACAUAACCACAGUGGCUUACUGCAAGGAGAACCUUCCUGCUUUCAAAAUUUGAACAAACUAAUAUUCCAAAAAAUGACUCCCCAUUAAAGGGCCCCUCCACCAUAUACUAGAUCUUCAUAGCAAUAGACCCUGAAAUAAUUCACACACACACCUGGACCAGAACUGCCUGAUGGAAAUAUCACACAAAGGAAACCAAAGAAAGUCAUAUGGGACUAGAGAACAGCUGCCACCCUAAAUAAAAUAAUCAUGGAAUGCUGUGAGAAAAGUGGAAAUCUUAGCAAGGUAUGGAUUGAUUGCAAAAAAACAUUUAACUGUCUGUCUUACUCUUGGAUCUAGAAAUGGCUAUACAAAAUCCACCUCAUUCUGAUACAUUUCAUCUCAACUACUGUGCCUCACUGGCAAAUAACCUUCCAACUUCACCAUGACAAAGAACAGGUCAGUAUCCCAAACAUAAAAUUUAAAGUGGAAUAUUUCAAGGAGAUUAACUAGCACCCAUACUUUUCUGUCUGGCAUUAAACCCACUACUCACCCUCCUAAAUAACCUUGGCUAUGGAUUUAAUGAACCAGAACCUCAGAUUGUCCCUCGCCUCCUAUUUAUUGAAGAUUUGAAACUGUACAGCUUCUGCAGCUGACAACUGGAGGAGCAACUACACUUAGUCAAAUUGUUGUCAAAAGAGAUUAGAAUGACACUUGGACAUGACAAGUAUCCCAAAGCAACUUUCAUUACUGGAAAUCUAACAUCCCCUGUAAAUAUCAACCUCGAUCAGGCAUGAGUGUUAAUAAAAAUUUGUACCCAGAUGAAACAUUCAAAUACUCUAGCAUGAAUAAAGGAGAGCGGUCAUAAACCACAAGACAUUAAGAGAGACAACCAUCAAGAAGAACAUAAAAGAUCCUUAGCGGCUUCCUCACCACAUGUAACAAAGUCCAAGCUAUCAAUCAAUUUGUAAUCCCCAUCCUAUCCUAUAGGGUUGAUAUAAUUAAUUAGUCACAGAAUAACCUUCAUAAAGCGGACACCACAAGAAAAAAUCUGCAUGCAUACCAACUCAUUUGCAAAAUUCAGUGUUUCAAGAGAUUAUGUCCAACUAUCAGAAGGAGUUAUGGGCCUAAUUGAAAUUGACUACAUUUACAGAUCGUCAAUAAAUUGGACUACAAAUUUCUUAAUUAACUUCAAGGUCCCAAAUGUCCAAAAAAAUAUUUAACUAUGAAGUAAGAAAACAUAAACCAACAUCCAUAAUCAAGCUAGCUAAUUUAUUCUGAGAAAAAAAUGAAGAAAUGAUAGGAACUUCCCCACCUUGUGCACAAAUGGACUGAAGGAAGAAUUCUAAAAUUAGACCAGUAACAAAGAAGAAAAAAUUGUGAAGACCACAAAUAUAGUUGUAAGCCUGCACGUAGACCCAGAACUUAAUCAUGUCUAGCUCACAAAGAGUGAAUUAUGACCACAAGAUGAACGCCUAAUCACAGCUGCACAUGACAGGGGCCUGUGCACAAAGUGGUUCAGGACAGCAAAAGAAAAAAAGGAAUAAGUGACGCUACUGCUAAACAGAACUAGAAACAGUCGCCCAUCUCAUUGUUGAGUGUGAGGUACUGAUAGCUGAAGGCUUACAGUGGCAUGUAAACAUUUGGAACCUUUGCUAAAAAUGUCUGUUACUGUGAAUAGUUAGAAGAUGAACUGAUCACCAGAAGGCAUACAGUUAAAGAUGACACAUUUCUUUAAUAUUUUAAGCAAGAUUACGUUUUUAUUUCCAUCAGUCACAGGUACAAAAUACCAAAAAAAAUUUUAAAGGGUCUGAAGGAAAAGCUUGGGCCCCCGACCAUGAUUAGUACUUAGUAAGACCCUGUUUGUCAAGUAUCAUAGCUUUUAAACAGUUUUUCAAAGUCAGUUUUUACUUAGGAUAUUUGUGCCUAUUAGUCUUUGCAAAAGUUUUCUUAUUCUGCUGGAUUCUAGGGGCCUUCUUGUAUGCAGUGCUCUGUCUUUUGAGUUUUCUCCACCGAUUUUCAAUAAUGGUUAGGUCAGGGGUCUGUGAGGGUCAUGGAAAAACCAUCAGCUUGUGCUUCUUGAGGUAUUCCAUUGUAGAUUUGCAGGUGUAGAUUUUGUCGAUUGGCAGCACGGUGGCGCAGUGGGUAGCGCUGCUGCCUCGCAGUUGGGUGAUCUGGGGACCUGGGUUCACUUCCCAGGUCCUCCCUGCGUGGAGUUUGCAUGUUCUCCCCGUGUCUGCGUGGGUUUCCUCCCACAGUGCAAAGACAUGCCGGUUAGGUGGAUUGGCGAUUCUAAAUUGGCACUAGUGUGUGCUUGGUGUGUGGGUGUGUUUGUGUGUGUCCUGCGGUGGGUUGGCACCCUCCCCAGGAUUGUUUCCUGCCUUGUGCCCUGUGUUGGCUGGGAUUGGCUCCAGCAGACCCCCGUGACCCUGUGUUUGGAUUCAGCGGGUUGGAAAAUGGAUGGAUGGAUGGAUUUUGUCGAUUUGUUUUGGAAUCAAUAGCUUGUUGUAGGACUCCUCUUUUUUUUAUGGAAAGACAUAACAAAGUGGCUAGACUCAUUUCCUGGAAUCUCUGCAAGAAAUAAAACUUACCAGCACUAGAAAGAAACUGGGACCACAAUCCAGACUGUCCAUCCAUCCAUUCAUUAUCCAACCUGCUAUAUCCUAACUACAGGGUCACGGGGGUCCACUGGAGCCAAUCCCAGCCAACACAGGGCGCAAGGCAGGUAACAAACCCCGGUCAAGGCGCCAGCCCCUAACGCAGGGCCAAUCCAGACCGUAUAAUGGUAAAUGAGGAGGUGUUAGUCACAUGGGGCACAUGAAUACCAACUGACAGAAAAAUAGACGCUAGAAAACCAGAUAUGGUUAUCAAGAUAAAAUGAGUCUAAGAAAGCCUGGAUAAUGGAAGUAUUAGUUCCUAGUGAUUACUUAGUUCUGAUAAAGGAGAGGCAAAAAAUAACUACCAUGAAAUGCAAUCCGAGAUAUGCCAAAUAUGGAACAUAAAAAACAGAAAUAGUCCACACUUUGCUAGACUCGACAUGCCUUAUAAAGAGAAGCUUUCAGGCCCAUAUUGACAUCCUGUCAAUUACCAUAACCCCAUAAGAAUUGCAAUAAAAAUUCUUAGUGUUAUAAGGAUCAUAAGCAUUAUUAGUAAGAAGUCAAGCAAAACGUCACCUUUUAUUGGCUAACUAAAAAGAUUACAAUAUGCAGAAGGGGCCUGAGUUGCCUCGAAAGCUUGCAUAUUGUAGUCUUUUUAGUUAGCCAAUAAAAGGGGUCAUUUUGCUUGACUUCUCAUUAUAUUCACAAUGGCUAACACGGUACAACACCCUAGCACUACAAGCAUUAUUAGGAAAAAGGCAGAUACUAUGCCAAGCCCUUGCUGAAAAACAUAAGGGAUUUUAGACUAGCCUGACUAAAGAGUGAGGUUCACUUUUGUUUUGAUGGUUAGUACACCAAGAAAAUUCAGAGAAAUUAAACUUGAAAGAAACCAUAUUGUUCUGAAUGUGGCAAACGAUUCAAUACCAGCCAUGGCCUUCUUUACCACAGCAGAGUUCACAAAGGGAGAGAAUCUAUAUUGUUGUUCUGAAUGUGGCAAAAAAUUCACUGCCAGCAACAGCUUUCAUUACCACAGAAAAGCUCACGCUGGAGUAGAAGCACUAGCACAAGCUGUUGGUCAAGGGUACAUAUGUGGAAAUAAGAAGAACUUUAUGACUUCCUUAAAAGCAUUCGACAAAAUCCAAGCCGUCAACCAACUAGCAAUCAAUGUGUCCUGAUUACAGCUUCGGAAUCCUAGAAUGACCACAAAAUUAUGGCCAUAGGGUGGACAGUGUAAAACAAGAACAUUGCUGCAUGCACAUCAACUAAUGCACUGUUUGUUGUAUAUUCCAAGAAUUUACAUCCUGUUAUCUAAAAUAAGGUAUGGGUCUGAUUGAAACAGGUUUCAUGUGCAGCACAACAGUCUUUGAAUUUCAGGCCUACUUGACGUUCUUCAAAGGUGAAUUCAUAAAGAAGUGUUCAACCAUAAAUUAAAAAAAAAAAAAACACAAUUAUGCAGUUUGGUCAACUAAUCAGAAGUGAAAGGAAAAUGGAAACUCACAUUGUAUCCAGAUAGAAACAGUAAAAACCUGCUAGGCAGGAAAAGCAGGAAUUAAAGUACUGAAGUACAAAAAGUGGGAAAUAUGCUACCCUUCUGCAGCAGCUCCAUGUAGGUUAGGAGUUUACCCACAAGUGCUGCUGGGUAGGCUGUGAUGUUCACUUCACCUCCAGUUUUCUUUGGACAUCACUACGAGUACCUGUGAAUCAUAAAGCCCAUUGUGCAUUUUGAAGCUACUUGUUAGUGCAUGAUAUUAGCUUACAUUACCCCAAAUUUGAAAAGUCAUAUUGUGUUUAUACUGAUUGUGUCAUUUUGUAAAUAUUUCAAUUCUGGAAUCUGUUUUAACAUUUUAGUCACAAGAACAAAGUCUGUUACAGUAAAUGUCUCCAAAGUCUGCUCUGUUUUUAGUUACAAAGGGCCUUUUCACUUCUGGGACAGUUUGUAAUGGCUGAGGUGUUUAGAGAAGCAGACGGGAGGAACAAAACAGAGGAGUUUUGCUUCAUAUUUGAUAGUGUAUUAAACG